Puntigrus tetrazona (Sumatra barb) is the source of this 2399-nucleotide messenger RNA. RefSeq names its product MDM2 proto-oncogene (gene mdm2). The transcript has 11 exons. Lineage: Eukaryota; Metazoa; Chordata; Actinopteri; Cypriniformes; Cyprinidae. Gene Ontology annotation, biological process: negative regulation of apoptotic process; regulation of cell cycle. The record is from RefSeq and is a predicted model, not a curated record. Gene Ontology annotation, molecular function: identical protein binding; ubiquitin protein ligase activity. The coding region runs from base 447 to 1886 and encodes 479 amino acids. Gene Ontology annotation, cellular component: nucleus.
UUUUAACCGGGUAGCUAAUAAUCCAUCAUCGCUUUGGUCCGAACACUCCGUCGUGUCACCUGUUACUGCGCCGAUAAGCCCCCAAACCCGUGCGCUUAGCCAGCAGUGGGCGGGUGCCGCGAGACGGGACAUGCCCGGACAUGAUCGCGGAGAGCCGGGCAAGUCAGCAAAGAGGAGUCUGCCGCCGCUAGGCGUCUGAAGCCAGUCACGCUUUGACAUGUCAUGCCCGAACCCGCCCAGGACAUGAUGAUCUGCUCGGUGGAUUCUAGCCCUGACAUGCCUCUGUGUGUCUAUUUAAACCAUAGACCGGCUCUGAGCCGGCUCCCACUCCACGCUAACCCAGAGCUCAAGCACUUUAUAUACAGGAAACAGUGUAUAUAUAUAUUUAUAUAUAUAGAAGAUCCUUAGCUAGAUCCUUACCUCUAUUUGCACAGGUAACUACAGAAAUGGCCUCGGAAAGUUGUUUAAGCAGUUCUCAGAUCAACAAGGUUGACAACGAAAAACUGGUGAGACCAAAGGUGCAGCUGAAAAGCCUGUUGGAAGACGCAGGUGCGGAUAAAGACGUUUUCACCAUGAAGGAGGUUAUGUUUUAUCUGGGGAAGUAUAUCAUGAGCAAGGAGUUAUACGACAAGCAGCAGCAACACAUUGUUCACUGCGGAGAGGAUGCUCUUGGUGCCGUUCUGGGGGUGAAAAGUUUCUCGGUCAAAGAGCCCCGAGCUCUCUUUGCAAUGAUCAACAGAAACCUUGUGACGGUGAAAAAUCCAGAUACUCAUUCUACCUUCUCCGAACCCAGAAGUCAAAGUGAACCAGAUCGAGGGCCCGGGGACACCGAUUCGGACUCCCACUCAUCUACCUCACAACAGCAGCGCAGGAGGAGGAGAAGCAGUGAUCCUGAGACUUCAGCCGAAGACGAACCCAGAGAACGCAGGAAGAGACACAAGUCAGACAGCUUCUCCCUGACAUUCGAUGACAGCCUGUCUUGGUGUGUGAUCGGCGGCCUGCACCGGGAGAGGGGGAACAGCGAGUCUUCGGAUGCACAAAGCAACUCUGAUGUAGGGAUCUCUCACAGUGAGGGCAGUGAUGAGAGCGUAGACUCCGACUCUGACUCUGAUAACUUCAGCGUGGAGUUUGAGGUGGAGUCCAUAAACUCUGACGCCUACAGUGAGAACGAUGAGGAUUCGUUACCAGGAGAGAACGAGGUGUAUGAAGUCACGAUCUUUGCUGAGGAUGAAGAUUCGUUUGAUGAGGAUACAGAGAUAACAGAGGCAGACUACUGGAAGUGCGCCGAAUGCGACGAGCUCAACCCUCCUCUUCCUCGGCAUUGCAAAAGCUGCUGGAACGUCCGACCCGGCUGGCUUCCAGAAACGAACUCUAACAGGGAAAACACCUCCACUAACGCUCACCCCGACACAGAAGACGCCGGCGUCACCACGGCUCCCAGCUCAGCCUCAGAUGUCAAACUCCUUCCUUCCAAACCCUCGAGCCCUCUCCCGGAAACGGACGAAGGAGUGGAUGUACCCGACGGCAAGUGCUCACAAUCUCCCGUAGCCUCUAAAGACGAACUUCUUUCCUCCACUGCCUCCGGCUCCGUGACUGAAUCUCAGACCCCGUCGUCCCAGCCCUCGACCUCUUCUGGUGGGGGCAGCAGCCAGGAAGAGACCCCGGAGUUGGAGCGCUACAACAGCCUGGAGGCCUGCCUGCCCGCCGCUUGCCUCGAGCCCUGCGUCAUCUGUCAAAGUCGCCCCAAGAACGGCUGCAUCGUCCACGGAAGAACUGGACACCUUAUGGCUUGCUACACUUGCGCCAAGAAACUAAAGAACCGGAACAAAUUGUGUCCGGUGUGCCGAGAGCCCAUCCAGUCAGUCGUGUUGACCUACGUUAGCUGAGGCACAGCAGAUAUACCUCUUCUCCACUCACAUGAAGUUCGACAUGCUUAUGUUGCCUUGUCUUACAGUUCUAAUACUUUUGAGUUCAAAUUCAAUAUUUGUGAUUAUAUAUAUUUCUUAUUGAUUUAAUAAAUUUUAUUUAUGACACGACAAGCGAGGUUUUCACUCACACGCUGGGUAGAUUCACAAAUGCGUGUUUUAAGGGUUGAGUUCAAGGGCUUAGAAUUAAUACUACUUAAGGACUUUGCAGAGAUUCUGUAUGCAUUGUAUCAAUUAUUAGAAAGGUUUGUAAUAAUUUAAUAUAUGUAAAUGCAGAUGUAUAGGUUCCAUGUUAAUUUGAGUUACGUGCUGCACUGAAACGUGUUCCUGAGUUGUGGCUCGAGACACCCCUUUAAUUUUUGUUCCUAAAUGCUCUUCUGGAAAUUAGUUUUCUGCUGCAAUUAUUGGUUUUGGAGCGAGACGUAUAAUAAAUGAUUAUUUUGAGGCUCUUCUGCUUUUACAGUACAAGUGAAA